Messenger RNA from Anneissia japonica, 1853 nucleotides. RefSeq names its product transcription factor BTF3 homolog 4-like. Gene Ontology annotation, cellular component: cytosol; nascent polypeptide-associated complex. The transcript is spliced from 6 exons. Lineage: Eukaryota; Metazoa; Echinodermata; Crinoidea; Comatulida; Comatulidae. The coding region runs from base 171 to 656 and encodes 161 amino acids. The record is from RefSeq and is a predicted model, not a curated record.
UAAGAUAACAAUUAAAAAUUUAAUACUCUGAAAGUGACACUAUGACGUCAUUUCCAGUUCAUAUUCGCCAUUUUGUUGAACGAGAGAAAGAAGUUAUUAUUGCACAUUUGUAAUCAUCAAAACAAGAUUAUAGUUACUUUAUAUAUAAUAAAAAAGAUAAAUUUCCCACCAUGAACCAAGAAAAAGUAAACAAGUUGAAAAUGAGUGCUGGGCAAGUAAGGAUAGGCGGAAAGGGAAGCGCCAGAAGAAAACGAAAGGUAGUACACAAAACAGCCACAACAGAUGAUAAAAAACUACAAGCAACACUGAAAAAACUACAAACGAACAGUAUACCAGGCAUUGAAGAAGUAAAUAUGAUCAGGGAUGACGGGACAGUGAUUCACUUCAACAACCCAAAAGUUCAAGCGUCCUUAGCUGCUAACACAUUUGCCAUCACCGGCCAUGGAGAAAUAAAAAAAUUAACAGAUAUGUUGCCAGGCAUCUUAACUCAAUUGGGUGUUGAUAGCACUGCCACUCUGAAGAGCUUGGCUGAUAAUCUGCCCGGAGGCCAGGAAUCUGCGCCCUUGGCCACAAGAUCCGAUGAGAUAGAUGAAGAUGAUGAAGAUGUUCCAGAUUUGGUUGAAAAUUUUGACGCACCAUCUAAGGAAGAGGCCUAGGUUGAUGUAAUGAUGAAGUGCCGCUCAUUCCCGCCAUAAACUUCUGAAGCUCUCUCUCGCCAACUUGUACACAUUUUCAUGGCCGUAGAAACUGCACUAAGCCAAAGCAUUAUGGGAGCAGCUUCGGACCCCCAAGUAGGGUAUGAAACCACUGAUUAAAAAAAAAAGCCACCAACCAAAACGCUAUUUAAUUGAAGGCAUAUAUAUUAUAAACAUUCUUAUGUACUCAUGAAAUGAACAGAAAUUUUGGAGGUACUUUCAUUGAAUGUGUGCAACCCCGAAGGACGGUGUAGCAGAAAAACAAGCAGUUCAUCAGCGUGUGCUGCAAGUACUCAUAUGGCUACCGAAUCUAUAGGUGUACCCGUAUAUUCAAUGUGUUAAAUUAAGAUCUUGAUAAAGAUUUCAGUCCAUUUUGUUUGCUUUGAUAUUUGGCCGAAAAAAUUGUGGAUAUUUGAUACCGUCUCAACAAAAACAUUGUAUUUAAAAAAUGGCAUUAUCAUUCACAAAAAAGUUAUGUUUUCCAAUUUUUUUUAUGAGAGGUCUCUGUUGUUGAUUAAUGCAAUAUGUUGUUGUACCAACUGUGUACAGAUAAGAAUAGCUAAUUCUUCCAGCAUGUUUUCAGUUUAUAGAAAUUAGUUGAGUGUGAAAAAACUUUGAUUUGCAAACAAGAAAAACAAUGCACAAAUCACGUCAUGAUCAAAUCAAAUAUGAAAACUUGCGUUAUUUUUACCACAUGUACAGUAAAGUAACGUUUUUCCAUUAUAAAUUAUUCCAGAAAACCAGGAGUUUGUAAAACAGUUUUGCUUAUGUGUUUGUACAGGCAGCAAAACAUUAAUUGGCUGUUCAUAUGUGACCAUUACUGUGUUUUUAAUACAUAGACCUGGAAUAUCAGUAUUUAAAUGCAGCAUUGUAACUGAAAAAAAAAUGUAUUACAAUUGCUGAUUUCAUCCUUUUGAAUGUUAUGUUUGUUACUGCAAGUUGCUUGAUAACAAUUCAUUACAAAAACGUGAGAUGCGCAGAUUCAAAAAAAAAAAAACACCUUAAUAUCUUGGACAUAAUUUUGAAGACUACAAACCUAGGGGAGGGUACAAAGCUGAAAAGUUUAUGGUACUCUAGGUAUGAUCUAGUUUUUAAAAAAUAAAUUAUAAUUCACAAAUAUUAUUGUAAAUCUGAAAUAAAAUUACAUUGUUACUAUUA